Molecule: messenger RNA, 2508 nt
Organism: Penicillium atrosanguineum
Lineage: Eukaryota; Fungi; Ascomycota; Eurotiomycetes; Eurotiales; Aspergillaceae
Product: AAA family ATPase SEC18
Exons: 3
Coding region: 1-2508 (835 amino acids)
Biological process (GO): SNARE complex disassembly; intra-Golgi vesicle-mediated transport; Golgi to plasma membrane protein transport
Cellular component (GO): Golgi stack
Molecular function (GO): ATP hydrolysis activity; ATP binding
Source: RefSeq, a predicted model, not a curated record
AUGUUCAAUCGGAGCAACCUUCCGUCAGUUCCCAAUCCAUUUGGGUCUGGUGGCCAACGCCCCCCGCAGCAAGGCCACUCGAACCCUAACCAAGCUCCUCCACGGUAUGACAACAGCUUCGCCCCCGUAUCCAGCUCUGGAGAUUCCCGCGAUUACGAUGUGCCCAUGACUGAUGAUUUUACUACAAUAAGGGGAUAUGGAGCACCGCCGUCAUCGAUGGGAAGAUCUCCGCAACAGAUGCCUGCUCGGCCUCCAGCCGGACGAGGCCAGAGCUGGAUGCUUAACCCAGCCAAGAGCCCCAACGAGAACUACACUUUCGGUAACCUCGUUGCCGUAUCACCCCAGGAUAUUCCCCCCUCCCGUGACGGCACCGACGUCCUCCUCCUCAUCAAUGACAUCUAUGUCUUCUCCGCCCGCCCUCUCGAGGGCUUCCCUCCUGGACUUAUUAGCAUGUCGGACCCCCAGCGUACCUGGGCGAACAUCGGUAUGAGAGAUGCUGUCAAAGUACAGCUGUAUGAUCCUUUCAGCCAAGGUGGACAGGCCUACUUGGGAUCUGCGGAUAUUGAAGUUAGCUUUGCGUCCGCCAAGAAGCGCGUGGAGACCGCAUACGACCAGGAUGAGUUGACAAAUGCCGUUAUCAGAAACUUUGAAAACCAAUUGUUCGCCCCCGGACAAAGAAUUCUGAUGGAUAACAAAAGCAUUCCACUCCUUCUGCAUGUCAAGACCGUCCAGCGUGUGGAUCUCACAUCGGAGAAGCCCGACCUUUCAUCUGGUGAAAUCGAGACUGAUCCUUUGGCGCGAGGAAUUGUCACCCGCCAUACCCAGCUCAACUUCUUCAAGGAUUCUCAAUCCGGAAUCAAUGUUAAGCCUUCAAACCGCCGCCCUGCUGCAAACUCAAUCAUCCAGCCUGGCUUCAAGUUUGAAGAUAUGGGAAUCGGAGGUCUGGACUCCGAAUUCAGCACGAUUUUCCGUCGUGCCUUUGCUUCUCGCAUUUUCCCCCCAGGCCUCGUUGAGAAGCUUGGCAUUCACCACGUUAAGGGUCUUUUACUCUUUGGGCCCCCUGGUACUGGUAAAACUUUGAUUGCCCGCCAGAUCGGAAAGAUGCUUAAUGCUAGAGAGCCCAAGAUUAUCAACGGUCCCGAGGUCUUGAACAAGUAUGUUGGUCAGUCUGAAGAGAACAUCCGAAAGAUGUUCGCAGACGCCGAAAAAGAGUUCAAAGAGAAGGGUGAUGAGAGUGGUCUCCAUAUCAUCAUCUUUGACGAGUUGGACGCAGUGUGCAAGCAACGUGGUAGCGGUGCAGGUGGUACCGGCGUUGGUGACAGCGUUGUUAAUCAGCUUUUGUCCAAACUGGACGGUGUUGACCAGCUCAACAACAUUCUGUUGAUCGGAAUGACUAAUCGAAUGGAUAUGAUCGAUGAGGCGUUGCUGCGUCCCGGUCGUCUCGAGGUCCACAUGGAGAUCUCGCUCCCUGAUGAGAAGGGUCGAAGCCAGAUUCUCAACAUUCAUACAGAGAAGAUGCGAACAAACAAUGUCAUGGACCACGACGUGGACCUGGAAGAGCUUGCUCACUUGACCAAGAACUUCUCCGGUGCCGAAAUCGCGGGUCUGGUCAAGUCCGCCUCGUCGUUUGCCUUCUCCCGUCAUGUUAAGGUUGGCACGAUGGCCAGUAUCAACGAUGACGUUGUUAACAUGAAGGUCAACCGAGCUGACUUCCACCGAGCCCUUGAGGAAGUAAAGCCCGCAUUCGGUGUCUCUGAAGAGGAGCUUUCCAGUCGCAUCCAGUACGGCGUCAUCCACUACUCGAAUGUCAUCAAGGAGAUCAUGCGUGAGGGUGAGCUGUUUGUCAAGCAGGUUGGCCAGGCGGAAGCCACGCCACUCUUCUCUGUCUUGUUGCAUGGCCCUCCUGGCAGCGGCAAAACCGCUCUCGCUGCCCGAAUUGCCAUCGACUCUGGCUUCCCCUUCAUCAAGUUGAUCAGCCCCGAGGACAUGGUUGGAUUCAGUGAACCGGCAAAGAUCUCGCACAUCAGCCGUAUCUUUGACAGCGCCUACAAGAGUCAAACCAGUAUUGUUGUCAUUGACAACAUCGAACGAAUCAUCGACUGGGUGCCUAUCGGCCCUCGCUUCAGCAACAGCGUGCUUCAGGCCCUAAUGGUCUUCCUCCGAAAGCAGCCCUCGCACGGCCGCCGCCUGCUGGUUCUGGCCACGACCACUGAGCGUGCUUUGAUGAAGCAGUUGGAUGUAUACAACUCGUUCAACUCGGAUAUCAUGGUUCCUAACGUUAGCUCCUUUGGCGAGCUACGAUAUGUCAUGGAGCAGUCCGGCGCCUUUGAUGCUCGGGAAAUUGCCCAGGCUCUUGAGGGAGUCGGUGGUCUGGCUGAAGAUGGUCGUCUUAGUGUUGGUAUCAAGAAGGUUCUGCUUGGCAUCGAGACAGCCAAGCAGGAUGUUGAUAAGGUGGGCCGCUUUGUCCGUGUGAUUAACCGGGCAAUUGAGGAGGAGCAGGCUUUCUAA